Molecule: messenger RNA, 207 nt
Organism: Drepanopeziza brunnea f. sp. 'multigermtubi' MB_m1
Lineage: Eukaryota; Fungi; Ascomycota; Leotiomycetes; Helotiales; Drepanopezizaceae
Source: RefSeq, a predicted model, not a curated record
AUGUCCUCCUACGAAGACGACGGCCCUUCCCCCCUUACGAGAAUCGCUCAAUUGGAGUCCUUCUUGAAUGUUGAGGUUGAGAAGUUGAAGUUGGGUGUUGAAGUUGAGAAGUUGAAGUUGGGUGUUAAGGUUGAGAAGUUGAAGUUGAGUGUUGAGGUUAAGGUUGAGAAGUUGGGUGUUGAGGUUGAGGGAGAAGUUGGGUGUUAA